Cynocephalus volans (Philippine flying lemur) is the source of this 9326-nucleotide messenger RNA. It is a transcript of the gene KIF13B, whose product is annotated as kinesin family member 13B. Gene Ontology annotation, biological process: microtubule-based movement. Lineage: Eukaryota; Metazoa; Chordata; Mammalia; Dermoptera; Cynocephalidae. The transcript is spliced from 39 exons. Gene Ontology annotation, molecular function: microtubule binding; microtubule motor activity; ATP binding. Bases 19 to 5610 code for a protein of 1863 amino acids. The record is from RefSeq and is a predicted model, not a curated record.
GAGCCUGGGCGGCGCAGGAUGGGGGACUCCAAAGUGAAAGUGGCCGUGCGGGUCCGGCCCAUGAACCGCCGAGAAAUUGACUUGCAUACCAAAUGUGUGGUGGAUGUUGAUGCAAACAAGGUUAUUCUUAAUCCUGUAAAUACUAAUCUUUCCAAAGGAGAUGCCCGGGGCCAGCCAAAGGUGUUUGCUUAUGAUCAUUGUUUCUGGUCUAUGGAUGAGUCUGUCAGAGAAAAGUAUGCAGGUCAGGAUGAUGUUUUCAAGUGCCUUGGGGAAAAUAUCCUUCAGAAUGCUUUUGAUGGCUACAACGCAUGUAUCUUUGCCUAUGGACAGACUGGGUCUGGAAAAUCUUAUACCAUGAUGGGCACAGCUGACCAACCUGGAUUAAUCCCAAGACUUUGCAGUGGACUCUUUGAACGAACUCAGAAAGAGGAAAAUGAAGAGCAGAGUUUUAAAGUUGAAGUGUCCUACAUGGAAAUUUAUAAUGAAAAAGUUCGAGACCUUCUUGAUCCCAAAGGAAGCCGUCAAACGUUGAAAGUCAGAGAGCAUAGUGUGUUGGGACCCUAUGUUGAUGGACUUUCCAAACUGGCUGUCACAAGCUACAAGGACAUUGAGUCUCUGAUGUCCGAGGGGAACAAGUCACGCACAGUCGCUGCCACCAACAUGAAUGAGGAGAGCAGCCGAUCCCACGCGGUCUUCAAAAUCACCCUCACGCACACUCUCUGUGACACGAAGUCUGGGACAUCUGGAGAGAAAGUGGGCAAGCUGAGCCUAGUUGACUUAGCUGGCAGCGAACGCGCCACCAAAACCGGUGCUGCCGGCGACAGGCUGAAGGAAGGAAGCAACAUCAACAAGUCCCUCACAACCCUUGGUCUGGUUAUCUCAGCCCUAGCAGAUCAGGGUGCUGGCAAAAACAAGAAUAAAUUUGUUCCAUAUCGUGACUCAGUUCUCACUUGGCUGCUCAAAGACAGUCUGGGGGGUAACAGCAAGACAGCGAUGGUGGCCACUGUGAGCCCAGCCGCCGAUAACUACGACGAGACCCUGUCGACGCUGAGGUACGCGGACCGAGCCAAGCACAUCGUCAACCAUGCUGUGGUCAACGAGGACCCCAACGCCCGGAUCAUCCGGGACCUCCGGGAAGAAGUCGAGAAGCUCCGAGAGCAGCUAACCAGAGCGGAGGCAAUGAAAUCUCCAGAGCUGAAAGACCGGCUGGAAGAAUCUGAGAAGUUAAUCCAGGAAAUGACUGUGACCUGGGAGGAGAAAUUAAGGAAAACUGAAGAGAUCGCACAGGAGCGACAGAAACAGCUUGAGAGUCUUGGAAUAUCUCUUCAGUCUUCGGGAAUCAAAGUUGGGGAUGAUAAAUGUUUCCUUGUUAAUCUGAAUGCUGAUCCUGCGCUGAAUGAACUACUGGUGUACUAUUUAAAGGAACAUACAUUGAUAGGGUCAGCAAAUUCCCAAGAUAUCCAACUAUGUGGAAUGGGAAUUCUUCCUGAACACUGUAUUAUAGACAUCACAUCAGAAGGCCAGGUCAUGCUGACUCCUCAAAAGAAUACCAGAACAUUUGUGAAUGGGUCUUCUGUCUCCAGUCCAAUACAACUACACCAUGGGGACAGGAUAUUAUGGGGAAACAACCAUUUCUUCAGACUCAACUUGCCUAAAAAGAAAAAGAAAGUAGAACAAGAAGAUGAGGGACAAGACCCCUCCAUAAAGAAUGACAGCAGUUCUGAGCAGCUGGAUGUGGACGGAGACUCCUCCAGUGAGGUGUCCAGUGAAGUCAACUUCAAUUACGAGUACGCGCAGAUGGAGGUGACCAUGAAGGCCCUGGGCAGUAACGAUCCUAUGCAGUCGAUACUGAACAGCCUGGAACAGCAGCACGAAGAAGAAAAGCGGUCUGCUCUGGAGCGCCAGAGGCUCAUGUACGAGCACGAGCUGGAGCAGCUCCGGAGACGGCUGUCCCCCGAGAAGCAGAGCUGUCGCAGCUCGGACAGGUUUUCCCUGCACUCGCCCAGCGCACAGCAACGCCUGAGGCAGUGGGCGGAGGAGAGAGAAGCAACAUUGAGUAACAGCCUCCUGAGGCUGAGGGAACAAAUUGUCAAGGCCAAUCUGUUGGUGAGGGAGGCUAGCUACAUCUCAGAGGAGCUGGACAAGAGGACAGAGUACAGAGUCACCCUCCAGAUCCCUGCCUCCAGCCUGGAUGCCAACAGGAAGCGAGGCUCUCUCCUUAGUGAACCUGCAAUCCAGGUGAGGAGAAAAGGAAAGGGAAAGCAGAUUUGGUCUUUGGAAAAGCUGGACAACAGGUUGUUGGAUAUGAGAGACCUUUACCAGGAGUGGAAGGAGUGUGAAGAAGAUAGCCCGGUAACACGAUCUUAUUUCAAGCGUGCGGAUCCAUUCUAUGAUGAGCAGGAAAACCACAGUCUCAUUGGGGUGGCCAAUGUCUUCCUUGAGUCCCUUUUCUACGACGUGAAGUUACAAUAUGCUGUCCCGAUCGUCAACCAGAAAGGAGAGGUGGCAGGUCGGCUGCAUGUGGAGGUGAUGCGGAUCAGUGGCGAAAUCGGGGACAGGAUUGCAGGAGGCGAUGACGCUGCUGACAUCUCCUUUGAGAAGGAGGCCCUGGAGUCCAAGCUGGUCUGCAUGGUUAAAAUACUCCAGGCCACUGGGUUGCCACAACAUCUGUGCCAUUUUGUAUUCUGCAAAUACAGCUUCUGGGAUCAGCAGGAGCCUGUGAUCGUUGCACCUGAGGUGGACACGUCCUCCUCUCCCGUCAGCAAGGAGCCCCAGUGCAUGGUGGUCUUCGAUCACUGCAGUGAGUUUUCUGUUAACAUUACUGAAGACUUUAUUGAGCAUCUUUCAGAAGGGGCAUUGGCCAUUGAAGUAUACGGACAUAAAAUGAACGAUCCUCGGAAAAACCCAGCUCUGUGGGAUUUGGGAAUCAUCCAAGCAAAAACACGUAGUCUUCGGGACAGGUGGAGUGAAGUCACCAGGAAACUGGAGUUCUGGGUUCAAAUCUUGGAACAGAAUGAGAAUGGCGAAUACUGUCCUGUCGAAGUGAUUUCUGCCAAGGACGUCCCAACAGGAGGCAUCUUCCAGCUCCGACAGGGGCAAUCACGGCGAGUUCGAGUUGAAGUGAAGUCUGUGCAGGAAUCUGGGACUUUACCACUGAUGGAAGAAUGUAUAUUGUCUGUUGGCAUCGGAUGUGUAAAAGUUAGACCACUCAGAUCUCCCAAAACUCAUGAGACCUUCCAUGAGGACGAGGAGGACAUGGACAGUUACCAGGACCGGGAUUUGGAGAGACUGCGCAGAAAAUGGCUCAAUGCAUUAACAAAACGCCAGGAGUACUUGGAUCAGCAGCUGCAGAAGCUCGUCAGUAAGCAUGAUAAAACAGAGGAUGAUGCUGACCGCGAAGCACAGCUUCUGGAGAUGCGGCUGACCCUGACUGAGGAGAGGAAUGCGGUGAUGGUCCCCUCGGCUGGCAGUGGCAUUCCGGGGGCCCCAGCAGAGUGGACCCCAGUGCCUGGGAUGGAAACCCACAUUCCUGUUAUAUUCCUUGACUUAAAUGCCGAUGAUUUCAGCUCUCAGGAUAAUCUUGAUUACCCGGAGGCGGGCGGAUGGGACGCCACCCUGACCGGGGAGGAGGAGGAAGAGUUCUUUGAGCUACAGAUUGUGAAGCAGCACGAUGGAGAGGCCAAGGCGGAAGCCUCCUGGGACUCAGCCGUGCACAGCUGCCCACAGCUCAGCAGAGGCUCGCCCGCCGACGAGCGCGUAUUCCUCAUCGUGCGUGUCACCGUCCAGCUCAGCCACCCGGCCGACAUGCAGCUGGUAUUGCGCAAGAGAAUCUGCAUCCACGUUCACGGCCGGCAGGGUUUUGCUCAGAGUCUCCUAAAAAAGAUGUCUCAUCGAAGUUCUAUUCCUGGCUGUGGAGUGACUUUUGAAAUUGUCUCCAAUAUUCCAGAGGAUGCCCAGGGGGUAGAGGAGCGAGAGGCAUUAGCGAGAGUGGCAGCCAAUGUUGAAAACCCGGCGUCGGCCGACUCCGAGGCACACCUGGAGAAGUACCUGCGCAGCGUGCUGGCCGUGGAGAACCUGCUGACGUUAGACCGCCUCCGCCAGGAAGUCGCGGUGAAGGAGCAGCUGACAGGCAGAGGGAAGCUGCACAGGAGGAGCGUCAGCUCUCCCAAUGUGCACAGGUUGUCUGGAAGCCGACAAGAUCUCAUUCCAUCGAGCAGUCUAGGCAGCAACAAGGGCCGGUGGGAGAGCCAACAGGAUGUAUCGCAAACCACAGUGUCCAGAGGAAUAGCUUCAGUCCCCCCAGCCCUCUCUGUUUGUCCCCAAAACAACUAUUCUCCGGAUCCAGGACUUAGUAGCUUAGCAACCUCCUACUUGAAUCCUGUAAAAUCCUUUGUGCCGCAGAUGCCAAAGCUCCUGAAAUCUCUUUUUCCUGUCCGCGAUGAGAAGAGAGGCAAACAGCCAUCCCCCCUUGCACAUCAGGCCCAGCGAGAGGGCGUGGGCCCUGGCCCUGCUAUGCUGGUGCGCCCGAUGGCCCCCACCAUCAAGAUCUGCGACCCCCCAGCCAAGGCGCCUUCCCCACCGCCCAUCGUCGCUGUCACCCCAGCCCCAGAAGGGCAGGACGGGCCCCCUAGCCCGCUGAGUGAAGCCUCCAGUGGGUACUUUUCCCACAGCGUCUCCACUGCGACCCUGUCUGAUGCGCUGGUCCCCAGCCUGGAUGCCAUGGCCCCGGCUGGCAGCCAGAAUCCUGGCUCACCCCCUGCACCCCUCUGCCAGGCUGCCCUGGAGGCCGAGUCCUUGUUUCCACCUGUGGCUUCCUGUGCCCAGCUGCAGGGUCCCAGCAGCCACCUGUCACCACCAGUCCCCACAGAGCCAGCUGCUCAGCCUCCCAUGCCUGCCCCCCAGGAGGAGGCCCUCAUCCAGCAUCCCAGGGGUGAAUCUCUCCUGGUCCCCAGGCAGCUGGGAAGACCCCUGGCCCAGGCAAAUACAGGCCCCAGCUCAGAUAUGCCCCCGGACCUCCAGUGCCAGGCACCUGCUCCCACCUCCCCGUUCAGGAUCCGCAAGGUGCGGACGUCAGAGCUGAAGUCAUUCACCCGCAUGCUGGGCGGGGGCUCUGGCUGCUCCCCUGGUUCCCAGGGCGAGCUGCUGGCCUCAGGAGGGCUGGGUGACGGUGGCAAUGGGGGACAGGUCCAGGGCAAGCCAGAGGACGCCUCUGAUCCCGAGGAAGCUGGCAACAUCCCAGAAUGGCUCAAAGAGGGAGAGUAUGUGGCCGUGGGCACCAACAAGACGGGCACUGUGAGGUACAUCGGGCCGAUCGACUUCCAGGAGGGCAUGUGGAUCGGCGUGGAACUUGACUUACCCGCAGGCAAGCAUGACGGCUCGAUCGGAGGCAAGCAGUACUUCAAGUGCAGCCCCGGCCACGGGCUGCUGGUGAGGCCCGACCGCGUCCGCAGGGCCCCGGGGCGGCGGCGCAGCACAGGGCUGCGACCCGAGGCCCGCCGCAGCGCCACCCUCUCGGGCUCCGCCACCAACCUGGCCUCACUGACGGCCACCCUGGCCAAAGCCGACAGGAGCCACAAGAACCCCGAGAACCGGAAAUCCUGGGCCAGCUGAGCCGCCAGACAGUGACCACCGAGAGGAGCUGGGCCCCUGCAGGACAGCCUGGGCAGCUGGGAACAAGGCCUUUGCAUGGCACUGGACUGGUGACCUACCUGGAGGAGGAGGGGGAGGUGGCAGCACCUGAGCCUGCGGGCAUGGGCAGCUCCAGGAGCUGGAGGGAAUGUUUGUUGCUGGUGUCUUUUCCUCUGUUCUGGGCCCCCCUUCAUGUCUGAAUCUAAACAGCGAUCCUCACUGUGCCUUUCCUUGCCCCCGCAGGGCUCCCCUCAGCCUGGAGGCCCAAUGCCCCCUGCCCUCGCCCCUUGAGCUGCCUCCUGGGCUAGGCUUUGCUGUGUGCAGGCACGCCUGGCCCCCCUCACCCGCUGCUCUCCACGAGGUUUCUUAGCGGUUCCUGUGUGGGCGUUUUAGCAUCUCUGCACCUGGAAAGUCUUCUGUUUGCCAUAUAUUCCCUUAGCAGAAUGCUAGGGAUAUAUUUAUUUAUAUUUAUUUUUUAAAAUCCCAAAUCAUUCGUGAGCACAAUCGUCGUCUGCCUGGCUCUUGCCUUGCUCAUUGCAGGCCUCUCCCGCCCUGGGGUGGGGGCAGCCAGGGGAGGAGGCCCCUCCGUGGUUCCUUUAUUGCAGACCACAAGUGGCCUUACGCUACCAAAGAUGGCAGCAGAGACCAGGGGGUGACAUCAUUGUGCUCGUGGAGUCAGAGACAAAGCCAGGACAUUACCUCUUCUGGGGUGCAAUUUUGGUUUCUGGGAGGCCCUUCUGACCAUUUUUUCUUGGCAGUUCCUAAGCCCCAGCGCUGCUGGACAGCUGAGCAACCCGGGGUCUUCCCCACCUGCGCUGGGCACCUCUGGUGGUGGAGCCCCUGGGGCCAGCACUGGGGUGGGGCAGGGGGGCAGGCAGAGAACACAGCCUGAUGCUCCCAGGCCCCGCUGCCCCACAGCUCUGGGCACAAGCCCGGGGUCAGCACUUGCACGGGGCUUGCUGGGCAGCCUGUGUUUAGUUCUUGCAUUUCAACUUUUAAGAACAUCUAGAAAGCUUUUGUGGAGAAUCUCUGGAUCUCUGGGGAUUUGAAGCCCCUCACGAGAAGUAGCACUGGGCUCGCUGUCCCGAGAUGGGACCACCUCUUCACUGGCUCCUCAGGAUCCCACGGCCACCUCCCGGCCACUUGCGGCCUCUUCCUCCCAGCAAGCAGAUAGCACCCGGAGGCUGGAGAAGCUCUUGGGUUGAUCAGUUUACCGAGUGCGCUCUCAGGACCACUGGCUCAUCCAGCACCCGUGAAAGGUGGUCCUGGGCAGCCAUGAGGACGGGGCCGUCACCCUGGAGGGGCUCUCAACCAUCGGCGUCCUCCCUCUGCCCGCACAGCACCCCUGUGGCAGGCAGGUGUCUUUCUGUUUUUCCCGGCAGCAGCGGCCGGACACGGGGGGUGUGGGCUGCUAGGUGUUCUGCAGGGAGCAGCCCGCUUCGUCCUGCCCUGGGACAGCCAGCUGUGUGGGCAGCCCCGCAUGGUGUUCCUUCCUGUCUUCAGCUGGUGGUUUGGGAGGCACCUGCCGGCCCGUGUCACUGAAUGAAGUGCUGCCUGUGCUGCUCUGCUUUGUCACUUAACCUCCUUCCCUGCACAGAAGUUUUUUCUCUGUGUCUCCUGUCAUCAGUGUGGCCUGUUGGUGUGGGGACCAGCGCCAUCUGUUCCUCUGCAUGUUGGUGACCUGCCUCCAGUGAGCAGGCUGUACGGAGGUGAGGUGCUCGGGAAGCGCGGGCUCUGGGGUGUCUGUGACUCUGUGCACCUGGCGAUGCACUUGCUGGAGCCCAUCCACCCAGUCACAGGAUGUCAGCAGCCUUCCACGGGAUCGUCUCAGGAAAAUCCACUGGGGCUGUGGCUGCUGCUCUCUUGUUACCCUUUGGUUUGAUUCAGCAUGGAUGGAAUAUACCGGAGCUAUGACCAGAACAGAUCUUGUUUGCAGGAGCUCGCAGGAGCGGUGCAGGAGUCUCGAUCACCUCUCUCAAGUCCGCCUGCACCUGUCUCCAGGCUGCACUGCUCAGGCAGCCUCGCUGCUCAGCUCUGCUCGAGGCGAGCCCUGGACCUCGUGCCAGAGCUGAAGAUGGCAGUGGCUGUGCUCCUGGCUCCAGCUGUGCCUGCAGGGCGAGGCAUUGGCGUGAUGUGUGAGAGGCACUUGGUGGCGUGUUAGAAGUUGGUCCUGGUAGUGUUCUUGGGGAGCGGCUCCUGCAGCUGAUGAGGACCCGCUCUGGACCAUGAGAGGCUGGACCAUAUGCUCCGGUGUCCCCAUCCGCUCUGACCCACGAGGGGGAUGAGGCAGCCUCUGGCAGAACAGCGUGGUAGGCCAUGUGUUCUUCCUGCAUGCCGACCUGCAUGUCCCUGUGGGCUGGCGAGAGGCUGCUCACAGCGGCACUGUCACCGUCCACUGCCUUUCUGGGCCACGCAGGUCUACUCCAGUCUCCUCUCUCCUCGAUAACCAGUAGUGGGUGUUAGAAUGGGGCCUGCUCCGUCUCACCUUUGUAGCUCUUGGUGCAGACCAGCAACUUGUGGCUGGCAAAGCAGUGGCAUUCAGCAGACGUGGUUGCUGAGCUACCAAGCCCUGCCGGUGCCACGGCUGCACAGCAACUGAGCAGCAGGUGCAGUCUCGGGAGCAAAGUGGGAGGUUUGUUUCCUCAGUCUCUCUUGUCCCGUUCUAAUAAUCAGACCUAAUUCAAAUAAAAUGUCAGCAUUAGCACUCUCCGCACCGUUCCGAGGGCUCCAGGCUCUGGGAUCUGGUAGGCAGCUCGGACACGGGACCAGAGAUGUCAUCAGUGCGAGUCAGGACAUGCAGACCCUACAGAAACAGGGCAGGGACACUGUGCACACCCAGGGCCAUUGCCUCCCACCCCGCAACCUCCCACAUGGUCCUCAGGCCCUUGUUAAGACAGAGGCUACUGGGGGGAAAGGCCCAUUUCUACCCUUGGAACUGUGUUGGGCAGUGGAGGGGCAGAUGGCAGAAGUGUAACCAGGGUCCCGGGUGCCCAGGCCUGACCAGGGGAGCAGGAGGGCACAGAUGAGGAGCGAGUGGUAUUUCUGGGCCCACCAAGUAGGGCCUGUGUGUGUUCAAUGGGAGAACCGACUGUGAACGUGACCACUGCAGUCUGAGAGGCUUUGAAGGUGUUUAGAUCCCCCAUUUCUUCCAGGUGUUUUCUCCUCUUGGCUUAAAGUUCCCUGUAUGUGAAACAGACAAGGAGUUCGUGGCUCUUUAUUUUCCUUGCCAAGAUUCUCCUUGCUUGCCCGAAGACUGCCUGUGUGCACGUGUGUGCAAAGUGUCAGAUCCUCACGGUGUGGUAGGCUCCAGGGCUGCCCCAGAGGGGAAGUCCCCAUGUGUAGUGCCUUACCUCCGGGGACACGGACGUGUUUGUGCCCCAAAGCAUCUCUCAAGUCCAUGGUGCCUUCAUGGUGGGCUGCUGGCACUCACGGUGUUGGAGUCUGGGAACAUCUUCUCUGUGUGUGGAUUUUUGUAAAUAGGAUGGGUCCACAUAUAAAGAGUGGCUUUGAUUCGGGGAUUAUAUUGAUUUGGGUUUAUAUUGAUUUGGUAACAUUAAAUGGGAGUUAAAAAAAAAUCCAAAGGCUCUGUAAUGAAUUGUAAAGACUUUAAUGAUUUGUGCUAUAUAAUGAACUAAAACCACUGUAAUUUUGUACCAUAUGUGCCUUUCCAUCAAAUGACCAACAGCUUCUCAAUAAAG